This is a messenger RNA of Anarrhichthys ocellatus (wolf-eel), 3959 nucleotides long. RefSeq names its product non-SMC condensin II complex, subunit G2 (gene ncapg2). Gene Ontology annotation, cellular component: nucleus; condensin complex. NCBI's taxonomy places the organism in Eukaryota, Metazoa, Chordata, Actinopteri, Perciformes, Anarhichadidae. Gene Ontology annotation, biological process: mitotic sister chromatid segregation. Bases 56 to 3499 code for a protein of 1147 amino acids. The transcript has 27 exons. The record is from RefSeq and is a predicted model, not a curated record.
GAGGAGGCUGUCAUCCAGCGGCUCACACACUGAUAAAUAAGAAGUUAUCGGAAACAUGUCCAAGAGAGAAGCGUUUCUAGAGGCCGCCUGUAAGGAACAUGUGGAGGACUUCCUCCGCUUCAUCCAGCUUCAUAAGGACAAAGCGGAGCCCUUCGAUGUGGAGGAGGUGGUGCAGGAGAUGCCCAGGGACCAGAGGUUGACUCUCUGGGGAAAACUGGGUUCCCUCCUUCAGGACGUCCUGCAGGAGUUACCUCCAGAGCGCUGGGCGGACGGCAGGGAAGAGGGCAUGGAGGUGGAGUCGGCUGUGGACCCUACGCAUGUCAUGGCCGUCGUGGAUGGCGUGACACUAGUGGCUGACGUGUCCAUAAAGGUCCUACAAGGCGGCGACGCCUACAGCGCCCUUCUGGAAAUCAUCCGCAGGCUUCACGAGGUUCUGGUGUCGCUGCCGGUCUCCGAGGCUCCUCUGCAGCUCCACGUCCACACGCUGUGCGAGGCCUGGUGGAAGAAAGGCCUGAAGGAGAAGGAACAGUUUGGCCGCACGGCGUUCCUGAUCUCUCUGCAGAAGAGCUUCACUUUGAAGAAACCCGGUGUUGAGAUCCAGAGAGUCUGGAGUCUCCACGAUGUGCUUUUGAGUUUGGACUACACGUCGGAAGAAAACAAGCAGAUCAUCGACUUGUUGCUGCAGUGCUUUCAUCGUCCCACUUACAUCAGAAACGAUGACGGAAAGCGGUUCCUGGUGUUUCUGUUCAGCUGGAACGUCGACUUCAUCUGGGUUAUUCACGGCACCAUUAAAAACCAGCUGGAGUUCUAUAGCAAGACCAUGACUACUCACAUCAUGGAGAUCUACUUCAGAGCAUGGAAGAAGGCCAGCGGGGACUUCCUGGAGACGAUUGAGAGCUCGUGCGUUCAGGAUUUUAUGCAGAACGCGAUCUUCCUUCGUAGAACGUCUCCCGUCUACGCCAAAGUCCGCCAGAUUGUGAGCUAUUUCCACUCAAGGAAAGGCUGCAACAAGGUGGACAAGAUGCUCUGUAACCUCUACAAGCCCAUUCUCUGGAAAGCUUUAAGUGUUCCAAACUUUGAGGUGCGUGCAAAUGCCACUCUGCUUUUCACUGAGGCCUUCCCAGUCCACGACCCGGAGCAGAACAACAAGAAUAUAGACGAGGCCAUUCAGAAGCAGCUGGACAUAGCAAUGGGCCUCCUUGAUGACCCUCAUCCCACCGUGCGCUCCAACGCUACUCUGGGAGUCUGUAAGAUCCUGGCCAAGUGCUGGGAGCUCCUCCCUCCCACAAUCAUCGCAGACUUCCUGAAGAAGCUGGUGAUGGAGCUGGCGGCUGACAGCAGCUCCCCGGAUGUCCGGUGCUCAGUCUUUAAGUGUCUGACUAUUGUCUUGGACAACAGUCUCAGCCAUCCAAUAUUGGAAAAGCUCCUGCCGACUCUCAAGUAUAGCCUUCAUGACAACUCUGAGAAAGUCCGCAUAGCUUUCCUGGACAUGCUCAUCAAGGUCAAGGCGGUGCGUGCUGCCAAGUUUUGGGACGUGUGCAACAUGGACCACCUGCUGGCCCGUCUGGCUAUCGAUUCCCAUUCGGUUUCCAAGCGCAUCGUCGAUCUGCUCUUCAAGUCCUUCUUCCCCGUCAACGAGUCGGAGAGGGAGUGGUGCUGCCGCUGCAUCACCCUCAUCCAGAUGAACCCCAUGGCUGCCAGGAAGUUCUACCAGCACGCCCACAAACACACGGCCCCCACCAACAUAAUAAAGCUGAUGUUGGCCAUUCGCCGCGUCGUGAACAGCUGUAUCCAGACUGACUGUGACCUGUCCGAAGUUAACGACAGCAACAAGGAGAGCAGCGCACAGGCGGAACCUCUGCUGGGGAAAGACAUGGCUGCCGUGUCCAGUCUGCUGGAGGUCGUGGUCAUCCUGUGGAGGAGUGUCGAGAAGGCCCUGAAACAAAACAAAGAGGCCCAGAAGUACACUUUUGCCAAGUUUGGAAAUGUCAUGGCCAAGUAUUUCCAGGCCUUUGAGGACGAGCGAUGUACCGUUCCUCUCAUACAGCUGGCCUCAUUUAUGCCCCCGGCUGCAGUUCCAACGUUCAGCUGUGGCGUCCUGUCCAGGCUGAGGAGGAUGGACUCGGGAGCAGUGCCAGCGCAGUACGGCCAGCUGUUAGACUGCAUGUGCAGCUGGGGCCAGGCCGCUGACAUCCUGGAGCUCGUCACCGACUGGCUCACCGAGGCUCUGCCCAAGCAAGGGGACAACACCAAACGGAAGGUGCGUGUCCAGGUGACGGUGGAGGCCAAACCAGACCUGGCCCUGGCUUACCUGGAGUACCUGUUCAGCCACACGCUCACACGGGAGGGAGUCCUGGCUCUUGGUCCUCGACCUCUGAAGCAGCUCCAUACAGUUCUAGGAAGCUGGAGGUCAGUGCUGAACACUCACCUCAGCUCCGCCACUGAAGAUCCCAAAAGUCCCGGUGUGGAGACGGCGCUGAAGGUCUUCAUGCAUCACGGACGUCUCGGCGCACAUCUGCAACACAGCUCCUCAGAGGGUCGAGACUACCUGCUCUCUCUGGAGCACGUGGCAGCGUGGGUAGCUGAGAGGGUGUUGCCCCUCCUGGCUAAACGUACCAGCGAUGAUGAUGAUGAGGAGGAGAAGGAGGAGAAGUUGCAGCCACUUGCUGCAAAGAUAACUGAGAGUUUCCUGUCGGUGUGCCGAGACGUUCUACUUGUGGGUUUGGCCGAUGAGACGUUCAAGGGUCAAAUCCUCCACUUGUGCUCGCUCACCCUCCUCUCAGAGGCAGGCUACCUGUGUAUUCCUGCGGUGCUGCUGAUUUUGAAGGAGGUGGCAGACGGCUACGCACCCGAGGACAUCAACCACCACCCGGCUCAGGAGCAGGAGGAAGACGCAGCCACUGUUGUUCUGGGUGUGGUGGCCAACAUCUUCCAGAAGAUUGUAGAGCUCCUGGCUCGCCGUCUUAGGAAGGAACCAGAGGAGGGAAAACGGGUACGCGGACUCCAACUGUGUCAGUCAGCCGUUCCCAGCCUGGCGGACUUCCUCCAGGCGGCACAGGCCUGGGACAAAGCUCCUCUCUGCGGGGUCUUCUCCACUCUCUUCGCCGUCAUCGUCGUGGAGAAGAGACAUUUGCUUCAGAAGAUUACCCAUCCUGAAGAGGUGAUCACCCCAGAGUCAGUGGAGGACAUGCCUCCUCUGUCCAGCGUCCUGCUGUCUGUCAUCCUCAAAUCGUCCUCUCUUACCAGGGCAUUUCUGACAGAAGUGAGCUCGUCCUGCGACUCUGAGGCCAUCGGCAGUCUGAAUGAGAUGGCCGCCGUCCUGCACGUCUUGGCGGUCAUAAGCCACACGGGGCAGUCUAAAGCGGGUUUGAAGAGCGCCGCCACAUCUGUCCAGCGGCAGAUUCACAAACACGCAGUCGCAUCUGAAGACGCCAGAGACAUCCAGAGGCUUAUUUAUGAAUCUUCUGUGAAGACCUUGAAUGAAAUUCUGGAUUUAUGAGUCGACCUGUAAUAUCUGCUUCACUUUUGUGUUUUAUGAAGCUGAGGAGAGCAGUAUAAUGUCUGCUGUGCUGUUUGUACAGACUUUCAGUUGCUGGCAGACGAGAAUGACAAACAAUUAAAUAUUUCAACUCCAGUGACCGAGCUUUUUAAAAUCAAUAUGGUUUGGAUUGAAAUCUGAAGCUGGGGACGAGUGACUGUCUGUUCGCAUGUUUUCCCAGAUUGGCUCCACUUCUCUUUGUUUAUUUAUUUCUUGAUGGCACACACUGCUCAAGUCUCGUCUCUCAGGCUUUGUGCAUUGAAAAUACACUUUCUUAGAAUGAGUGGUAUUCUUCUUAGAAGAAUAGUUAUUCUUCUUUUUUAACAAUUUCAUAUAAAAUACAUAUAUUUUUUCAUGUCUCACUAUCUAUGGUCAUGUAUCUGUUGGUCUGUCACCUGUAGAAUAAAACGAUCCGCAUCAA